Eriocheir sinensis (Chinese mitten crab) is the source of this 1501-nucleotide messenger RNA. RefSeq lists its product as uncharacterized. Lineage: Eukaryota; Metazoa; Arthropoda; Malacostraca; Decapoda; Varunidae. The transcript has 4 exons. The annotation marks the transcript as partial. The record is from RefSeq and is a predicted model, not a curated record.
CCUGCUGAAGGUCUUUUUGGCACUGCUGUCGCUACUGCCACGCUGGGGACUGGGGCUCUAGCUACCCUGGGACUGCUGGGGGCUGUUGGCAUAGGCGUGGCCCUCAAGAAGAAGUAUGGUGGCUACGGUGGUGGUUAUGGUGGCGGAUACGGGGGUGGUGGCUAUGGGAAAGGAAGUCAUGGUGGGGGUUAUGGUAAGGGAAGCUAUGGUAGUGGGUAUAGUAAAGGUAAUAAUGGUGGCUAUGGCAAGGGGGGUUAUGGUGGAAACAAGGGUGGUAGCUAUGGUGGUGGCUAUGGUGGCGGUCAUGGUGGUGGCUAUGGUGGUGGUCAUGGUGGUGGCUAUGGUGGCGGUCAUGGUGGUGGCUAUGGUGGUGGUCAUGGCAGUAGCUAUAGUGGGUAUGGUGGUGGGAGUAGCUAUGGCGGGCAUGGUGGAGGACACAGCGGUGGAUAUGGAGGUGGAGGGCAUGGUCAUGGUGGAGGCUAUAGUGGGGGGUAUGGUGGGGGCUUUGGUGGGGGAUAUGGUGGGGGAGUCGUGAAUGGUGGGUUUGGUGGUGGGUUUGGAGGAGGUAACAGCUUUGAGGUUGGGUAUGGCAGUUUUGAGGUAGGGCAGGGUGGUUAUGGAAAUGGGGGAGUAGGGACCGGAUAUGGCGGGGGAGUGUUCCCAGUCCCAUUAUCACCUGCAAGACGCCGGCGAGAUAUACAACAGGAGAGCAUCAACAAAAACCAAAGUAACAACAAAAAUAUCAACGUGGAAAGAGAAGAAAAAGAAAAUCGAGAAAAAAAUAUAAAGCAGGAGGAAACGGAAGAAGAGGAGGAGAAAAGGAAGCAGAAUGGGGAAGCGAAUGAGGAAUUGAAGAGGAAAGAGGAGGAGAUUAAAAUGAAACUCAGGAACCAAGAGAAGCAAGAGGAGGAGGAAGAGGAAGAGGUGGAGUCCCUUCUAUCGGAGGAUCCUCUUGGGUGUGCUCGCCUGCUGUUGUGUGAGUUGUCCUCCCGCCCCCCGGCCCUCCUCGCGCCCCCACACCAGGCCGUGCUCUCCUACGUCAGAUCUGAAGGCAGCAAGGGCUUAUAUGUGAGGCCUCAGAAUGACAAAGCAAAACAAAGUGAAGCAGGUUCGGGCCUUGCUAACCUGUGGAUGGCUUCUGAGGAGGGUAGGUUAGGUGCCAAUUGCUCUAAAAUCUACCCACGGUGUCCCUUCAGUGCCUCCGGGGUCAUGGCAGUGGUCAGAGAGGUUGUCGAGGCCCCGUGAAGCACCUAAAGAAUUAAUACGAAGCUUCGUUUACAUAAGUCGAAGAUUGUUCAAAUAGUUCAUAUCGGUAAGAGAAAGUGCGUCAGUAAUUAGCACCACUAUCUUCACUUCUACCUCCUCUGUGUGUAGUCUUAAGAGUUAUAUCUUAUACAGACCUUUGCUUUAGUUUAAGUCUGAUGCGUGUGUAUACAAAUAUGUUUCUGAGUGUGUAUUUAGAUGGUGUUUCUUGUUGUUGAUUAAUAAAAAUUUAGUUAUA